Molecule: messenger RNA, 1797 nt
Organism: Salvia miltiorrhiza (redroot sage)
Lineage: Eukaryota; Viridiplantae; Streptophyta; Magnoliopsida; Lamiales; Lamiaceae
Product: cyclin-D4-2-like
Exons: 6
Coding region: 228-1373 (381 amino acids)
Biological process (GO): regulation of cyclin-dependent protein serine/threonine kinase activity; mitotic cell cycle phase transition
Cellular component (GO): cyclin-dependent protein kinase holoenzyme complex; nucleus; cytoplasm
Molecular function (GO): cyclin-dependent protein serine/threonine kinase regulator activity
Source: RefSeq, a predicted model, not a curated record
UACACAAAUCCUCUCUUUCUCUCUCUCUCUAAAUAUAUAUGUAUAUAUAUGCACCCCACCCCAAUCCAAUAGUCUCACUUCCAGUCCUCUCUCUCUCUCUGGGCCUUGUUGCAGAAAUGGCAGAAACAUAAUACCAAUCUUUAGCAUGCAAAAGAAACCCCAUCAAAAACCCAUCUUUUGAUAACUUCCAUUGACAGCAAAGCACAUUCAUUGAGGCUGAUUUCCCAAUGGCUGAUUACAACGCCUUUGACUCUGCUACUUCAACAGACCUCCUCUUCUGUAACGAAGAAACCAAAGCCUUUUGUUUCGACGACAACGAUGAUUAUCAUGUUCUUCAACCUUCCACCCACCAAAAUAUAGCUGAAAAAGAUUUGAUUUUUAGCAAUGGGGCAUCAGAUUCAGAGGCACUCCUUCAUCUUCCUUGCCUCAGUGAAGAGUGCAUUGGCUACAUGUUAGAGAGAGAGAGAGAGCACCUACCAAGAGAUGAUUACCUUGCCCGAUUGAGAAAUGGAGAGUUGGAUGUUGGACUGAGGAGAGAGGCUCUUGAUUGGAUGUUCAAGGCUUGCGCCCACUUCAGUUUUGGAGAGUUGUGUUUGUACUCUGCAAUCAGCUAUUUUGAUCGGUUUCUUUCCAUCUACGAAUUGCCUCUAUCUUCAUCAGAAAAGGGAAGCAAGAAUUGGGCAGUUCAACUAGUUGCAGUUGCUUGCUUAUCUCUUGCAGCCAAGAUAGAGGAGGUUAAUGUUCCUUCCACCUUGGAUUUGCAGGCAGGGGUACCUAAGCUGUUGUUUGAAGGGAAAACAAUUCAAAGAAUGGAGAUUUUGGUGCUUAACAGUUUAAAUUGGAAGAUCAAGGCUUACACACCAUGCAACUUCAUUGAUUACUAUCUUAGGAAGAUGAAUGAGGGUGGAGAGCCAUUAGGGCUCGUGAUUAGCCGGUCCCUUCGCCUAAUCAUGAGCACGAUCGAAGGUAUUGAAUUCUUGGAAUUCAAACCAUCUGAAAUAGCUGCAGCUGUGGCAAUGUGUGUUUCAGGGGAAAUGCAAGCAAUGGACAUUGAUAAGGCAUUGUCUUGUUUGAUAGGAGUUGAGAAGGAAAGGGUGGUGAAGUGCCUUGAAAUUAUUCAAGAUUCUUCCUCAUCAAUGAGCGGGGCGAGUACUACUACUACUACUUCUACUAUUACGACCACUGUUGCUGCGAGGGUUGCAAUGGCGAAUGUGGCUCCUCGGAGCCCCAAUGGAGUGUUGGAUGCAGCAUGCUUGAGCUAUAAAAGUGAUGAAACAACAGUUGGAUCAUGCCCAAGUUCCUCACACACUAGUCCAGUCACUAAGAGGAGGAAAUUGGACAAAGCAACAACUUUUUUAGGUGGAGAUUCUUGAAGUCAUGGAGAAAUGUGAAAUUUGGAGUCACAUUAAAAAACAGUUGUUUGGUGUGUGGAAAUUAAUAAAAGGGAAACAAAAAACACUAGAAGGGGAGAAGUUGAGAAAUGGAAGAGGAGGAGGAGACAUGCUUUGAGCAUGAAAAUAAGCAAAUGCUAGUGCUAGUAAUUAAACCAUUGUAAUUUGUAUGAUGAUGAUGGUGGUGGUGGUGGUGGGAGAUGACAAGCACAAGAAUUUGAGAAAGAUCAUGUGGGAUGGGAAUUUUGGGGGAUGUGUAAUAUAAAGGAAUAAUGAGGUCUUUUGACUAAUUUUUUUCUUUCUUUUUUUUUUGGUAUUUAUUUAUAUAGUUCAUGGAUAUUAUGUAUUUUUUUCCCCUUUGUUAUAUAAUAAAAACAAAAAAUGAUGAGUAGGAGUAUUAUUUAAA